Messenger RNA from Colletotrichum destructivum, 1454 nucleotides. RefSeq lists its product as uncharacterized. The transcript has a single exon. NCBI's taxonomy places the organism in Eukaryota, Fungi, Ascomycota, Sordariomycetes, Glomerellales, Glomerellaceae. The record is from RefSeq and is a predicted model, not a curated record. The coding region runs from base 342 to 1454 and encodes 370 amino acids.
ACGCUAAUAUUCAUGCUCAGGCCGCCAGAGGGGCUGGGCUCGCAGGCACGGGCGAAGCUAGAAGACCUGCCGAGAGAUGGAUUGAGAGAGAGAGAAGGUUCAUGACGUUUGGGGAAGAAGGGGAGACUAACGGGCGAGGCGUAAAUAAGGGCCCUUGGUUCCCCCUUCCCCCAAACUUGUCCGGUGGUUUAGUUCGGUUCGAUAUCUCCCCAUCUUCAACGACGUGUCGGGUGGCCAUGGAAUAAGGGAAACUCCUCCCAUUAUCCCUAUCGUUCUGUCUAACACGAUCUUGAUAUACACCAAAGAUAAAAAAGAAGGGAAUCAAGCAACCCGGGUCCAACAUGAACAGCUUCAACCCCCGCCGGGUGUCCUACCUCAGGCCACCCACAACGGUCUUUGAGACGCGCGAGUCCUGGGCUUCGCCGUACCCUUCCCUCAGCUCCAUCGGAUAUCCGCCGUCAGCGAGGACGGCUGACGGGAAAAUGGCAUCGGCCAUCUGGCACCGCACCUUCAACCACGUCGACUACGCCGAGUACAAGGCGGCCUGCGACGCCGAGAGGGCAGCCAGGCCCGAACGCGACCCGGACAUCUUCUCGGUGGAGGCCAACCCGACCAGGCGCGGCUUCUCCAGGCUCGGGGCCAUGUUCACUAUCUACCCGUACCGCGACAUGGGGUGGCUUGUCACCAUGGUCUUCAUCAUGGCGGCCGUGAGCUUCACCCUGAACGGCGUCUUCAGCCUCGUCCACUCGGUCAGCCCCCGUCAGCUCGACUUCCCCGGCAGCGAGUUGGCCUCGCAGGUCACCUUCGUCCUCGGCAGCUCGCUGCUGACGCUCAGCUCCUGGAUGGGCCUGCUCGCCGCCUUCAACGUCGACCGCGCCGAGCUGGACCCCAAGAAGGACGCGCCCGACGCGUACAAGCCGGCGCUCCUCGGCAGCGACGAGUUCGUCUGGUGGGCCAACUGGUACGAGUUCAAGAACAUCUUCUGGCCCAGCACCGCCUUCCGCGCCGGCGUCCUCCAGCUGCUGGCCGGGUCCUUCUUCACCAUCGCCGCCGUCGGCGCCCUGCCCGGCGUGCUCGACCUCACCCACCCGCACGCCUACAUCAUCUUCAUCUCCUCGCCCCAGCUCAUCGGCGGCAGCUUCUUCGUCCUCGCCGGCCUGCUGCAGAUCUACUUGUCCCAGAACAACUGGUACCUCCCCCUCAUCCUCGACGCGAGCUGGCAGAACGGCUUCUGGAACCUGGUCGGCGCAAGCGGCUUCCUGGCCGUGGGCGUCGUCACCCUCCUCUCAAAGGACGCAGCCGUCACGAUUGCCUCGCUCUCGUUGAUGACCGGGGUCGGCUUCUUGGUGGCGAGUCUCAUUCAGUGGUACAUCCUUAUGGAGUUCUACCCCGUCGACCCGUACUGGGUCGACCCGUUUACGGCGGCAGAGAUUCCUCCGCAGUCGAUUUAUUAA